AUGCGAGGUUCUUAUGGAGACAGAGACAGGGACAGGGACCGUGGCCGAGACAGACCCCGGUUUGGCCCUCCUGGUGGUCGGAGCAGUGGACCUCCACCCAUGAAAUUUGGGAAUCCAGGGGAACGCCUUCGCAAAAAAAGAUGGAAUUUAGAUGAACUACCGAAGUUUGAAAAAAACUUCUACACUGAACAUCAAGAAGUACAACGAAUGACUCAGUACGAUGUGGAUGAGUUUCGCCGAAAGAAGGAGAUCACACUUCGAGGUUCUGGAUGUCCACGGCCAGUCACAUCUUUCAGCCAUGCACAGUUUCCUCAGUAUGUGAUGGAUACUUUGAUGCAGCAGAACUUCAAAGAGCCUACAGCCAUCCAGGCCCAGGGUUUUCCAGUUGCUUUGAGUGGCAAAGACAUGGUGGGCAUUGCUCAAACUGGUUCUGGAAAGACUCUUUCUUAUCUUCUCCCUGCCAUUGUGCACAUCAAUCACCAACCAUAUCUAGAGCGGGGCGAUGGUCCGAUUUGCUUGGUGCUUGCGCCCACCAGAGAGCUGGCCCAGCAAGUCCAACAGGUGGCAUACGACUAUGGAAAGGCAUCACGGCUCAAAAGCACUUGUGUCUAUGGCGGAGCACCCAAAGGACCUCAGAUCAGAGAUCUUGAGAGAGGUGUGGAGAUUUGCAUUGCCACACCUGGUCGUCUCAUAGACUUUUUGGAGGCAGGAAAGACCAACUUAAGACGAUGCACAUACUUGGUGCUGGAUGAGGCUGACCGUAUGCUUGACAUGGGCUUUGAGCCUCAAAUUCGCAAAAUAUUGGAACAAAUUAGGCCUGACAGACAGACCUUGAUGUGGAGUGCGACCUGGCCAAAGGAAGUCCGACAGCUUGCAGAAGACUUCCUCAGAGACUAUGUCCAGAUCAACGUAGGUGCACUUGAGCUGAGUGCCAACCACAAUAUCCUGCAGAUAGUGGAUGUUUGUAUGGAGAAUGAAAAGGAAAACAAACUAAUUCAACUUAUGGAGGAGAUUAUGGCUGAAAAGGAGAACAAAACAAUCAUCUUUGUUGAAACCAAGAAACGUUGUGAUGAUCUAACACGCAGGAUGAGGAGAGACGGUUGGCCUGCAAUGUGUAUCCAUGGAGAUAAGAGCCAACCAGAAAGAGACUGGGUUCUUGCAGAAUUUAGAAGUGGCAAAGCCCCAAUUCUGAUUGCUACAGAUGUAGCUUCACGUGGUCUGGAUGUGGAGGAUGUCAAGUUCGUCAUCAACUAUGACUAUCCCAGCUCCUCUGAAGACUACGUCCACCGUAUUGGACGAACCGCCCGCAGCACCAACAAGGGCACCGCCUACACUUUUUUCACUCCAGGAAACCAGCGCCAGGCACGAGAUCUGGUCCGAGUUCUGGAAGAGGCCCGACAGGCCAUCAACCCCAAACUGCUGCAGCUCCUGGACUCAGGGCGUGGCGGAGGAGGUGGACGCAUGCGCUUCCGUGGCAACAACUCCAACAACCCCAACCUCAUGUAUCAGGAGGAAACCGAGCGGCGCAUGCGCACAGGCGGGGCAGGCAAAGACGGGCGCGGCAGCUUCAACCGCGACAGCCGCAGUAACCGCGACGGUGACCGUUCCAACAGCUCGUCUUCCUUCAGGGACCGCGACCGCCGGAACAGCAGUUCAGACCAGUACAACAGCAGCUACAACAGCGGUGGCUACAACUCCCGCAGCGGGCAGUCGGCGGACCAGCCCAAUCCGCCCCAGAGUCAGUACAACCAGCCACUCCCUCCCCCCCCCGGAGCCCCCCAGCCUCUCAUGGCUCAGCAGUUCCCCCCGCCGCAGCCUCCUCUGAUGGGCUUCAUGACCCAACCUCCGUACCCUUUCACUGCUCCGCCACCCCCGCCAGGACACCCACCUCCUCGAAAGUAA
Knipowitschia caucasica is the source of this 1902-nucleotide messenger RNA. NCBI's taxonomy places the organism in Eukaryota, Metazoa, Chordata, Actinopteri, Gobiiformes, Gobiidae. The record is from the annotation of a GenBank genome assembly.